Phacochoerus africanus (Common warthog) is the source of this 7346-nucleotide messenger RNA. It is a transcript of the gene ZNF704, whose product is annotated as zinc finger protein 704. Gene Ontology annotation, cellular component: nucleus. Gene Ontology annotation, biological process: regulation of transcription by RNA polymerase II. Lineage: Eukaryota; Metazoa; Chordata; Mammalia; Artiodactyla; Suidae. Gene Ontology annotation, molecular function: DNA-binding transcription factor activity; RNA polymerase II cis-regulatory region sequence-specific DNA binding. The transcript has 9 exons. Bases 164 to 1927 code for a protein of 587 amino acids. The record is from RefSeq and is a predicted model, not a curated record.
GAGGCGGCACCCGCAGCCCCCCGCAGCUCCCCGCAGCUCCCCGCAGCCCCGCGCGCCUGCGACCAUAGCGGCCGCCCGGGCAGGAAGAGGAGGAGGAGGAGGAGGGGGGAGGUGACAAACUCUCCGGCUCCGCGCGGCGGCGGCCGGCAGCCCGCGGUCAGGCAUGCAGGCGCGGCGUCUAGCCAAGCGCUCCAGCCUGGGCAGCCGCCGGGGGAGCGCCGCGCUGCAGCCGCCCGGCCCCGCGCCCGCGCCGGCCCGGGAAGGCGCGCUGCCUGGGCUCCCGCCCCCCGCCCCGGCCCCGGCCCCGGCCCCGGCGCCGGCCCCGGAGAGCUGGAGGCCGCCGCUACCAACGCCGCGCAGCGCCGGGACCGGCCCCCCUCGGGCCGCCGGGGCCGCCGCCGCCUCGUCUCCGGUGCUGCUGCUGCUAGGGGAGGAAGACGAGGACGAGGAAGGCGGGAGCAGGCGGCGGAGGGGGCUCGGGCGGGUACAGGCAAAGCCCCGAGGGGGAGCGGAGGAGGAGGAUGACGACGAGGAAGACGAGGACGAGGAGGUGGUCGUCGAGGUGGUGGACGGCGAAGACGACGACGAGGACGCCGAGGAACGCUUCGUGGCCCUCGGCCCCGGCCGCGCGCUUCCCAAGGGCCCGGCCCGGGGCACAUUGAAGGUGGGGAGCAUUAAGCGGGAAAUGACCUUCACAUUUCAACCAGAGGACUUAAAACGUGACUCUAGUAAAAAAAUGUCUCAUCAACACUUGUUCCCCUUGGCCAUGGAGGAAGAUGUGAAAACAGCAGACACCAAAAAAGCCAACCGAGCCCUUGACCAUGAAAAAGAAAACACUCGCUCCAUCUGUCUCCUUGAGCAAAAACGAAAAGUUGUUUCUUCCAAUAUUGACGUUCCUCCAGCAAGGAAAUCUUCAGAGGAACUAGACAUGGACAAGGUGACAGCAGCAAUGGUACUGACCAGCUUGUCCACCAGCCCUUUGGUUCGAAGCCCUCCUGUGCGACAGAAUGAGGGCCUGAGUGGAUCCUGGAAGGAGGGGGGCGGCGUGCCUUCCAGCACCAGCAGCAGCGGCUACUGGAGCUGGAGCGCCCCCAGCGACCAGUCCAACCCGUCCACGCCGUCGCCGCCCCUGUCCGCCGACAGCUUCAAGCCCUUCCGCAGCCCCGCGCCCACGGACGACGGCAUCGACGAGGCGGAGGCCAGCAACCUUCUCUUUGACGAGCCCAUUCCCAGGAAACGAAAGAACUCCAUGAAGGUGAUGUUCAAAUGCCUCUGGAAAAACUGUGGGAAGGUGCUGAGCACUGCCGCGGGUAUCCAGAAGCACAUCCGGACCAUUCAUCUUGGGCGUGUUGGGGAAUCUGACUACAGUGAUGGAGAAGAAGACUUUUACUACACUGAGAUCAAGCUCAACACAGACUCGGUGGCAGACGGACUGAGCAGCCUGGCCCCGGUUUCGCCCUCCCAGUCCCUGGCUUCACCCCCUACCUUCCCCGUCCCAGAUUCCAGCCGAAUAGAAACUCCUUGUGCCAAAAGCGAGACAAAAUUGAUGACACCCUUGAGCCGCUCUGCUCCCACCACCCUCUACCUCGUGCACACCGAUCACGCUUAUCAGGCCACACCCCCCGUGACCAUUCCGGGAUCGGCCAAGUUCACCCCCAAUGGCAGUAGCUUCAGCAUUUCUUGGCAGUCGCCUCCAGUUACCUUCACGGGCAUUCCUGUGUCACCAACUCACAGUCACCCAGUGGGCACAGGAGAGCAGAGACAGCACACUCACACCGUCUUGUCGUCCCCGCCCAGAGGGACAGUCAGCCUGAGGAAGCCCAGGGGAGAGGGCAAAAAGUGCCGCAAGGUGUACGGCAUGGAGAACCGCGACAUGUGGUGCACCGCCUGCCGCUGGAAGAAGGCCUGCCAGCGGUUCACUGACUGAAGCCCCGGCCACCCGCCGCCGGGGCUGGCGUCCCAGACACUCCUGCCCUCGCCUUCCGCCGAGGGUUCUGGAAAGCGCUUUUCCUUCUGAACAAAACACACUUGAAGCCCAGGAAAAGCACUUCCAGGAAGCUUGGUGAAAUUACAGCAAAAACAUUCAAAAUGAAAAGGUCACCGCCCUUACUGUUCUUGCUGAGAAUCCAUCCGACAGCAGCUGGAACUCUUUUUUUCUUCCUUGAAAAGCAAAGUCAACUGUUUUUUUUUCUGUUUGUCUUGGUCUGAAAACUGUGGGCUGCUGUAGCCACUGAACCAAUCAAGCCCAUUUUACCUAGAAAGGAGGCCUGUUUUGAUAAUGCCCUUUCUGAGAUUUUUUUUUUUUUUUUUUACAAAAUACAUACAUAAAUAAAGGCUACACGUUACUAUGUGACUUGGUAGCGUUUGUACAAAGAAUGAUACCUGCUCUCAUUGUGAAUAGUCAUUUUCCUGUUCUCCAUUGGACUUGUGGCAACAGUACACAUUGUGAUGCGUUGCCAGGAAGGGGCAGUGCUCUGGGCAUCUUUUCUAGGUCUCCUUUGUUGGUUUUGUUUGGAUGGAUGGCCCCAAACUGAACCAUGGUUAGAGCUGUUAGCUUGAAGGACCCCGGAUGGCAUCAGCUCGAAAAGAGAUUGACAGUGGACAUCACCAGCAGACUUCAGCGCCUGCUAAGUCCAGGACAUCCCGCUGUCACUGUUGGGAAACGUCUGGGAGUCUCUGAGAGAUGGCGCGGCCGGUUCUCUCCUGCCGCAGUGCAGUCAAGCCCUGGCACGCACCGCCAUCAGGGUACGUCUGGAAGCUUCCUCCAGGGAUGUGAUGCCCUCCACAGCUUGGAUCUCUUCAUCACAGCUGACAGUUGUGGCCCGGUCCAUGGCUCAUCCGGCCUUCCCUCAAAACGCCACCGCUGACUGGUCUCAGAAAAGGCAGAGAACUACAGACUAUUCCAGCAAAUUUGCUUCAGCGCACAGCCGACACGUCCCCAUCUGUUCAGAGAGUCAUGUGAGGUCAACAUUCACUCCGAGUGCACUUUUAUGGGUUUUAUGCUUUAGCAUGUCUGGGAGAUGGGUUCGUGAACGAUAGAGAUUAUAUGGGGAAAGGGAAGGUCCAAACCUUUAUUUUUAUCAAAAUACUGGGUAAGAUAGUCAUUAAGAAUUCGCUCAGAAGGAAAUGCACAGGACACCAAAAGGAAAAUGUGUUGGUAUAGGAAUCUCACAAUUUAGUAGGACCAGGGCUUGCACUGUGUUCCAUUGAUUAGACUUUCUAGCCUGGUGUGUGUUUGUUUGUUUGUUUGUCUUAGUGGUAGUGGUGCAGGGACAGGGGAGUAGUUGUCAAGCCCUCUAAACAAGCUCAUUCUCUAGCUACCCUACUGUUGAUUGCCCUGCUAAAGUUACUUCUCCUAUACCUAUGCAAAGAAAUAAGAGCACCUUAUAGGAUGCACUGUGUUGGGACGGGGGCCUAGGAUCAGCCAUAGGAAUGCUAAAUGAAAUUGCACAGAGCAAAGUUUAAUAUAUUUAGAGAUUGUACAUACACUUUUUUUGAAAGAGUAGAAAGAAGUCAUCGAGUCAUAACAGAUCACCUUUUUUCUUUUUUUUUUUUUAAUAAGCAAGGGAGAGAGAAGGAGGUUCUAGCAUGUAACAUCUACAAUCUGUGCGUUCAUAUAUUUUGGCAAUUUUAUUUUUUAAACUCUCACGUGACAUUUUUAAACAUUACUCCUUGAAAGAGAUCCUAUUUUCCUCCCUCGUUUAUUUAUUUUUUUUCUUUCAGAACAGUCUCUGCAAGAGAGCAGAGAGAGAGUGCUUCGCUGACUGUCACAUUAUGAUUAGCCUUCAGUAUAGCACCAGCUAUAAUGUAUGUUUUAGCACUGAUGAGCCUGGCCAGGAAAGGGUUUUGAUUUUUUGGUUUUUUGGGUUUUUUUGUUGGUGGUGGUGGUGGUUGGUUGGUUUUGGCUGCCCCAUGGCAUAUGGAGCUCUGGGUCCAGGGAUCAGAUCCGAGCUAUAGCCGUGAACUAAACUACAGCUGCAGUGAUGCUGGAUCCUUAACUCACUGUGCUGGGGUGGGGAUCGAACCCACCUCCCAGCAUCCCCAAGACCCUGCCAAUCCCAUUGCACCACAGUGGGAACUCCAAGAAAUGGUUUUUUUAAGUGCAAAAAGGUAUCUUCAUCCUCCCUCUCAGCCUGUCUUUUCUCCUCCCUGGUGUUCUGACAUUUCCCCCUCAGGCACCUUGGUGAUGCUGAGGGCUGGUCCCAGAGACCCUGUGCUGUGGCUGGAUUGCCCAGUGGCCUUGAUGAGUCCAGGGCUGGUCAGCCAUUUGAGCAGGUUCACCGUGUGCUUAAAUGACAGUUGGGGGUGCAAUCUGGAGCAGAGGGUUUUCUCUUCAGCAAAGCUCCAUGAUGCUUGAUCCUUGAAUUAAGUCACUAACCAGAAGAAAUUGAAGUGAGGAGGAGCUAGAUCCAUCUCCCGCUCCCCUCCCCAGAACUGUGGGACACAAGGAAGGAGAAGGGGUGGCUGUGAAGAAGUCCUGGAGCAAGACUUUGUGGCCCUGCCGCCAUGGGUGCAGCCCAAGGCCGGGUCUGAGCUCUGGCCCAGCUGAGCCAAGAUCAGUCUUUCCCCAGUGAUUAGCUGAUGCCUAGAGGUAUAAGCAGAAGCAUAAAGUUGAAUGCGGCUUCCCUGGGCUUUCUUCUCCUUUCUAGAGCCUUCUUCACACACAUUUUCUGCAUUUCCCACCCAUGAAGGGUACCUUUCUGCUGGCCAGCCGGGCACGCUGCAUGCCCUCUUCUCUAGCUCCCAGGUGGACACAGACCCCCAGUACUUCCUGCACGCAGACAUCCGUUCCCUGUACCAAGGCAUGUAAUGACUAGGGGAUCACCAGGCUUCCCCUGGAGCCUAGAAGAAAAGGGAUGAAACUUCUUGCGGGCCACCCAGAAAGCUGCAAAUUGCAAUAUACAGCGAUGAUUGUAAACACUACAUUUAAAAAAAAAAAAAAAAAAAAAAGGAGCGCUAUUUUGUUAUAUUUUGGAAUGAAGUGCCAAAUGAAGCCCAAGUUUCAUUUUAUGCCUUCUCUGUGGUGCCACGUUCUUUUUUGUCUUCAUUUGGCCCCAGGGGAGGAGGGAGGCAGGUGGAAAGGGAGGUCCCAGAGCAAAGGUGCUGCUUAAUGGGAACACCUUCCAUCCCUCAGAGACCCACCUGGGCAAAAGGAAUGGCAGUUCAAUGAGUGCUGGUCUCAAAGCCAUUCUAAAGAAGGCAUGUGGCAGCCUCUGACAUUUCCCUUCCUGCAGAAAAGAUGUCACCUUGCUCUGCAAAGAAGGCAUUUCCUGGUGAUGGACAGGCAUUCUCCAGAGAGCUGCACAGCAGAGAGAGCUGGCUUAUCAGGCAUCAGUCAUUUUAAACCUUAGUUCUUCUUGGAGGAUGUGCGCCCAGUUUAUGGGAGGCAGUGUGACCACCUGGAGGAAACACCUGGGUGGCAAGUGGGUGGGGAGCCAGAGAUGAGAUGCAGGAGGGCUGUGGACACCUGGCCCCGGCUCACUUUUUUAGUGCCGAUUGGCCGGUGGUGACUAUCCCUGGGCACCUCUAAGGGAGUUGCCGUCUUCCUGCCCUGACAGUGGCUGCUGGAAGCAAAGAAAGAGCUCCCUUGCAGGAGGCGCUCAGGCCACAGAUGCAGGACUCCCGUGUGCUUCUCAGGUGGGCACAGACUGCUCCCUGACUCAUUUGCUGCAAAGCUUCCUCCCUUGUUGGGCAAAAGGCGAUGUCAGGAAGAGGGCAGCAUGUUUCUGAGCAGGAAUGUGCAGUGCCCCUUGGCAGCUCUGUGCACCAGCAGGGUGGGGGCCUUUUAGGAGAGGAUUCCUUGUCUAGUAGGUAACUGUGUUGAAAACUUUCAACAGAUGCCUGUUACAGUUUGUUACAGUCUCUUGGGCUUUCAGUUUCAUGUAUGUUGCAAAAGAUUUCUGAAACGGACAUGCCCUCUAUCCCAAUUUCAAGUUCACUUGAGUAGAAGUCGGCUGUCACAGGUGUCACAUGAAGCCACACUUGAAAGCAGCCCUGGGUUCUGAAUGAGCCAGCACUGCAGAACCCAAUCCUGCCGUCACCUGACUUCAAUGGAAAAGGAAAGCGCAGCAUUCAUUUGGGAAUAUUUAGAGAAGAGUGGCAAGGGUUGUGUGUAUGAGAGAGAUUACCUUGAGAAUAGUAGCAGAAUACUGUAAAAAAAUAUUCAUUUCCUCAGGGAAAACUAAAGGGUAUGUGAAAAAUAGAUCUGGAGGUUCCUAAGACUAGAAAGGCUUUUAUUAUCUCCAGCGUCUUUUCUAGCAGAACAGUUCUUUGUUUGUUUGUUUGUUUGUCUUUGAAUGAACAUCAUAGCGUUUCAAGACAAAUUGCCAUGAACUGGACGGUACCGACUUUUUGAGGUGUGGAGGAAUGUUCUAUGAAACAGAGCAGUUUCUUUGUAUCUUAGACCUAGUCUGAGGCUGACAUCUGAACCGCAGUGCAGUCCCUCGUGGGUGUUCCCAGACUCACAUCAGGCUGUUUCUGAAUGUAGUUGUUGAGUAUGACACCUUGGUGUUCCUUUUUAUAAUCAACUGGAUGGACAGCUGGUUAUUAGCUAUCCGCAGAAUUCUGUAGGUGAAGGACAUGAAAGAUGUGCAUUUUGCUUUAAUAGCAUGUUAAGGAGCAAACUUCCAUGGACAUUUGUGGACAAGGUGCUGCUUUUCUUCAUGACCCUGUAGAGUUUCUAUUGACCACAUCAACUGUAGCUCUGACCUGUAUGAAUGCAGGGAAGAAUGUGUACAUACAAAUGAGUGGAAACAAAGCAGACAUCAUGAAUAUGGAUGAGGACGUGGAUCAUUCUGGAGAAUGCGCUGGGCCCACGGGUCAACUGGAAAUUUCAUUUCUCUUAAGAAAAUAACCCAACCAGCGGCACACACGCUCUCCCCACCCCCGACCCUGUGGGGGUGCCUCCAUAGCAGAACUGUUUCCUUCUGUCUUUUGCAUUGUAGCUAGUCAAACCAGAAGUCAGUAAAUACCAUGAGAUUAGCACUUCUAGAUACCAAUUGUGUCACUAAGUAAGGCACACCCAUAGAGCAAGAAAGGAUAAGAUGUGUUUAAGACCAACUGGUUUGCUUCUCGUGACUGACUUUGAAAAAGCCCAGAUCCAAUGAUAUACAUGCUUUAAAAGGUGUAUCUAUCAAAGGACCAGAAAUGAAAAUGGGAAUUUUACUUCUGGUCCUGUUUUGUAAAUAGUUCCUCUUUUUUUGAAGACAAUCUCAUGUUUUAUAACUUUUCUUGUGAGUCUGAGAAUCACAAUGGCAAUGUGUUGUGUCAAAAUGUAAUCUUAAAUACAAGAAUGAUUAUAACUUAAUUUUCCAAAUAAGACAAGAAAUAUACUGCUUAGGCUUCCA